GUCAUCACCACCGCUCAGGCAGAUUCACAGCCCACACCGGCGCAUACAAGCCAAGGCUCCCUUGUCUUCUCUGAGACGCUCGCCUGGUCGCUCCCUCUCCGCAUCGGUGGCAUUUGCAAAAGCGUACAGAGCUGGGGCUGGAGGCGCCUGUGCCAUGGAUGACCGCUCGACCCUCCAUCGCUGUUGAGUGUGAGACGCGGCGCGUCGCAGAUUGCUACGUCUAAAGGCGACCGACCACACCAUCGUCGGUCGCCACAGCGUCGAGCUUCGACUUCGCCCGCCAUGCCGGUCCCACUGCAGCCACCCAACAACAUACCGCUUGCUUCUUCGCUGCCCAAAGUUUCCUUUCGGCGCAUCCCGGCCUCGGAGGCGCUCCUUCUGGCCGCCCCCGCGGGCGUGCAUGAACAAAGAGACAUCAAUUUUGGCUUCAACGAUGGGGCCGAGUUUGACAAGCCCGAGCACUACAUUCGACAUGUCGAGCCCAUAGAGAGCGAGCUCAAGAAACAAGUCGAGUAUGACAUGGACGAGCAAGACCAAGAGUGGCUCGACGCCCUCAACACCGACCGCAAGCGAGACCAGCUCGAUAUCAUCUCCUACGAGGUGUUUGAGGUCAUCAUCGACCGCCUCGAGAAGGAAUGGUUUGAUUUGAUGAAGCUGAUGCCGCCAGAGCCCCAACCAACCACGCUGGAUGAGGAUGGAGAGCCUAUUGAAGAUGGCAAUGAAGAUACAGCAUGUGCCAUCUGCGACGAUGGCGAAUGCGAGAAUUCGAAUGCCAUUGUCUUUUGCGAUGGAUGUAACCUGGCCGUUCAUCAAGACUGCUACGGGAUACCGUACAUUCCGGAAGGCCAGUGGCUCUGUCGCAAAUGCACCGUCUCGCCAGAUCGUGCGGUCUCGUGCAUCCUUUGCCCGCAUGAAGGUGGCGCCUUCAAGCAGACAACCCAAGGCAAAUGGGCUCACCUCCUCUGUGCGAUGUGGAUCCCGGAAACGGGCGUCAGCAAUCCCGUCUAUAUGGAGCCUAUCGACAGUGUCGAAAGAAUACCUCGAGCCCGUUGGAAGCUGCAGUGCUACCUGUGCCGACACAAAGUGGGCGCUUGCAUCCAGUGUGACAACAGAAACUGUUUCACAGCCUUCCACGUCACUUGCGCUAGACGAGCCGGUCUCCUGCUCAGGACGCAGCGUCAGAGAAUGACCCACGAGGAGGAGAGUGACGAUGAUGACGAAGCCAACGAGAAUCUCCGAGCUUGGUGCCACCGCCACCUGCCAAAGAAUCUUCGCAAGGAUAUGACGCUGGACGAGGUUGAUGAAAUCGAUAGCAGGAGCGACUCGCCGGCCAAAACAUUACCCCCACCUAAGCAUCUCAUUAAAGCAGCCGCUCCAGGCACCAGCGCGCCCGGCAUGAAGAAGUCGGCAAGGGCGUACAAGAAGUCUUAUAGAGCCGGCCCGCCUCUCGUACCCGCCUACGUCCUCAACCGUGUCCUCGAGUACAUCAGCAAGGUGCAGAUCAGAAAAAAGCAGCAAUUUGCUCUCCAGAUUGCCAAGUUCUGGAGUCUGAAGAGGGAGGCCAGACGUGGCGCGCCUCUCCUCAAGCGGCUCCAUCUCGAGCCUUGGACUGCGAGCGCCAACACAAAGGAGCAAACGGAUGCCGAACGCAUAAAGAAACUUCAGUUCCUGCUUCGCCUUCGAGAGGACCUGGAAAAGGUGCGUAUGCUGGCCGAACUCGCUCGCAAGCGCGAAAAAGAAAAGCUACGCCAGGUCCGAACAAUCCGCUCGACGCUCGUCGAAGGUGUCCUCUUUCCCUACUACACGGCCCUUCGUCAGAUCCUCGAGCGUGUUUCUGCCUUGGACCGCGGCAAUUUGUUCCUCCAGCCCGUGUCGCAACAGAAGGUCCCCGACUAUUACGAGGUCAUCAAGGAACCAAUGGACUGGACCGCCAUCUCAGAUAAGCUCGAGCGAUAUGAGUACGAGUCAGUGAAGGACUUCCAACGCGACAUCUCGCUCGUCCUCGACAAUGCCAUGCUCUAUAACAAGGCAGACACGCCGUUCCAUCGAACUGCGCUGCGUAUUAAGAAGGUGUCGGAGCCCAUCUUCGAGGAGCUCAACUCGCUCCACGCCGUACAUCAAGAUGCAGCACAAGCGAUUGGCACUGAAGAGGCCUUGGAUAUGGUCGAAGGCAUUGCAGGUCUCGAGCUCGAGUCAGAAGAGGCAAUCUUGGAUCUGCUCAAGGAUUAUGGCGACAAGGAGCUGCUUGACACGAUCGGCGAAGACGACAAUCCUCUUGACGCGCCUGCCAACGUCAUCGAAGAUCUAACGAGGCAUUACUACCGCCCGGAACCACAAGAGCCACCACCGCCGUCAGCGACGCAACUCAAGAGGGAAAAGGAAAGGGCAAAGAAACAGGCAAAGGCGGAAGCCUAUCAAGCAAGACGGAUCGCACUCAAAGAAGCAAAAGCGGCUGCGAAAAUUGAAGGCGCUGUCAAUGGCGGCAAAGAAGAGAAUGACACUCCCUUGCCACUACACGACACGAUGCCAACGGGCACUCGGACUCGACGACAGAGAGGUCUUGGGAAUGAAGAGGGGCAGAGCAGAGAUCGCGAAGAAGCAUCGCAACCCAGGCUUGGUCGCACUCGUUCAAGAAUGGAGCCAGGGACGAGCAACAGAAGCUCGACAGAAGAGAACAAGGCCGAUGCACCUAGCUUACCACCAAGGAAGAGGCGGCGAAUGAAGAGGACGAAUGACUCCUCAACUCCCGAGGAAGAUCGGGCUAUACUGGAGAGAAGAAGUGCAACGAUGCCGGAGCCGACAAAUCUUGAAGUGGAACAGGUCGACGCUUGGGAUUCUUUCAAACGCUUCAACGUCGGAUGGGUCCUGCCGGAAGGGACAAGACGAUCUCGUCAUCCGAGGGAUUCCUUUCGGUCUGGCGGGGCUAGGGAAGGAUCGAUGGGUAGCGAGCUCGCCGCGGCUUCUUCCGCGGCAGGGCCCGAGCGGUCUUCACCACAGGUCUCGCGAGGAAGGAGCAGCGAGGUACCGUCUCAGCGAAAAAGACGCACGACAUCAAUCACAGACUUGUCGGAGCCCGACGAUGCUGUUUCUGCAGAGCCGUCUUUUUCUCGCCAAGCCCGUAAAAGGUCAACAUCCUCGACCAGCAGAUCUCAUCCAGGUCCUCCGUUGGGAAAGGCUAGCGCAGCGCCCAGAAAGGACGUGAGUCAGCAGAAGAGAGGAAACCAAGGACAAUUCAUUCGGAAAGACGACGACCCAAACAAAGAAAGGAGGAGGCCCUCAAAAGGAGCAGCGCUUCCCCCUCCAUCCUCUAGCAUUCUUCAUCAGAAGAGGAAGGCGCCAUCCGAGUCGACAGGUGCGAUGAGGCUGAAAGUGAAACCCAAGAAGAUGGCAACGAAAGAGAAGGAAGAAGGUCGCUUCGAAGUAGGAACGACGUGUUGGGCAAAGAUGCCAGGCUACCCAUACUAUCCUGCCGAGAUCUGGUCCCAAACGGCCAGCAGCGUGCCGAAGAAUGUCGAGGCGGACCGGCCAAAGGCGUCAUCAGAGAGUGUCGAGCUCGUGCGGUUCUUUGAUGCUCAGCGGAGCUUUGGCUGGAUUGGCACGUCGAAGCUCGAGCUGAUGUUUGAGGAUGCAAAGCUAGACGAGAAGAUGCUGGGUACAGACAACAUGGCUGGCCACGGUGAUCGGAGAAAGUCUAGCUCGACGGCGUCGAAGAGGAUCAGGGAGGAAGUGGCCAGCGCAUACGCAGCUGCAAAGGCCGAGCUGGAAGUCUGAGCGCAGCCACGAUGUUCGACGCAGAAGGAGCUCGUUGUCGAGGCGCUGGCAAAGAUAUCAUCCAAUUACAGCCCUCUCUCGCUCGCCUGUCCCCAGCCCCUAGCCUUCAGUCCUCGCCAUUGUUCUAAGGAUAUGUUGUCAAUUUCAAUAUGAGAUGUACAUGACGGACCGUUAGAGAGGCGAGACGACGAGAA
This is a messenger RNA of Acaromyces ingoldii, 3965 nucleotides long. RefSeq lists its product as hypothetical. Gene Ontology annotation, molecular function: protein binding. Gene Ontology annotation, cellular component: MOZ/MORF histone acetyltransferase complex. Lineage: Eukaryota; Fungi; Basidiomycota; Exobasidiomycetes; Exobasidiales; Cryptobasidiaceae. Gene Ontology annotation, biological process: regulation of transcription by RNA polymerase II. The record is from RefSeq and is a predicted model, not a curated record. The transcript is spliced from 5 exons. Bases 283 to 3771 code for a protein of 1162 amino acids.